Messenger RNA from Chanos chanos (milkfish), 2269 nucleotides. RefSeq names its product calumenin a (gene calua). The transcript is spliced from 7 exons. The coding region runs from base 98 to 1045 and encodes 315 amino acids. NCBI's taxonomy places the organism in Eukaryota, Metazoa, Chordata, Actinopteri, Gonorynchiformes, Chanidae. Gene Ontology annotation, molecular function: calcium ion binding. Gene Ontology annotation, cellular component: endoplasmic reticulum. The record is from RefSeq and is a predicted model, not a curated record.
GGGAUAUAGGGGUGUGUGAGUAGCGGUACGCUGGUCUGGCUUUCAUUUGGAAAUCAAGUGUUCUGUGAGGAAUUUUUAUCAUUGGUGGCCGGUGAGGAUGGAAAUAAGGCCUUUGCUUAUGUGCUUUGCUUUGUGUGUGGUGUAUGCCACUAGUAAGCCCACAGAAAAGAAGGACCGUGUCCACCAUGAUGCGCCUCUCAGUAGCAAGGAGCAUGAUGACACAGAGAACUUUGAAUACGACCACGAUGCCUUUUUGGGAGAGGAGGAGGCCAAGACCUUUGAUGAUCUGACCCCAGAGGAGAGUAAGGAUCGGCUUGGCAAAAUUGUGGACAAGAUUGAUGCAGACCAGGAUGGCUUUGUCACAGAGGCAGAACUGAAGGCAUGGAUCAAGAAGGCUCAGAAGAAAUACAUUUAUGACAAUGUAGACAGACAGUGGAAGGACUUUGAUGUGAAUAAUGAUGGGAGGGUGUCUUGGGAAGAGUACAAGAAUGUUACAUAUGGCUCAUACCUGGAUGACCCAGAGCCAGAUGAUGGCUAUAACUACAAGCAGAUGAUGGCCAGAGAUGAGCGACGUUUCAAGAUGGCAGAUAGAAAUGGAGACCACAUUGCAGAUAAAGAGGAGUUCACCGCUUUCCUCCAUCCUGAGGAGUAUGAACACAUGAAAGAUAUUGUGGUGUUGGAAACCAUGGAGGACAUUGAUAAGAAUGGGGAUGGUUUUAUUGACCUGGAGGAAUACAUUGGUGAUAUGUACAACCAUGAGGAUGAAAUGGACGAACCAGAGUGGGUAGCGACAGAGCGGGAGCAGUUUUCUGAGUUCAGGGACAAGAACAAGGAUGGGAAGAUGGACAAAGAGGAGACCAUGGACUGGAUCCUUCCCUCCGAUUACGACCAUGCCGAGGCUGAGGCAAAACACCUGGUGUAUGAGUCUGACACUAAUAAAGAUGGCAAACUCACCAAAGAGGAAAUAGUCAACAAGUAUGACUUAUUUGUGGGAAGUCAAGCAACGGAUUUCGGGGAGGCGUUAGUACGGCACGAUGAGUUUUAAUGUUCUUUUGUAGUUAGAUAAAACUUUUAAAUUUGACCUGACAAAAAUAUUUAUUUUAUACAGUAUGCAGUUCAAAUACUAAACCAACUCUACUUGGUUUUUUUUUUAUGUUCAAUUGUUUUUGCAUCCAGAAUUAAACUUCCAUGUUAUUUUGUAUGUAAUAUUUUCUUGUAAUACACAUUCCCCUACAUUUGUGUUCACUGAAAUAGUAUUUUUACUACGUGUUGAACUCUCACCAGUAUAUUAACCUACAUGGUAUACAUUUAUGCUUCAGAGCAUGGCAAGAUCUUUAAAUCUUUAUCUAGCAGUUGAAAGUGUAAUGCAGAGUAUAGUCCGUGAUGGGCUAGAAUGCCUCACUCUCAUCAAAGGCUCUUUAUACUGCCACAUGACUGGACUUUUACAUGUCAAACCAACUUGGACUAUGCCUCACAGUCAUACACAGUCACAGUAGCCAAGAGACAGAGAGAGAAAAAGGUGCAGAUUUCCUUCCUAUUCCAACUUUAUAUCUCCUUAAUCAGUUUGUGCCUUUUCUAGUCUAGUUGUGACUCUUGUGUCUAAAUGAGAAACAGUAAACUGAUGUUAUCUUAAGAGCAAACGAGGCUGCUGCACUGAAGAUUUGUGUUAGCUUUUUUUGUUUGUUUGUUUUGUUUAUUUGUUUUGGGGGGGGGUUUGUUUGGUUUGGUUUUGUUAUUUGCUUAAGAGCAGAUUUUCCUUCUUGGUGGAUCCCACUAAAAGCAGCUCUCUGACAUCACAUGGUGUGUUUUGUUUUUCAACACAGUGUUAUUAUUUCUUUUGGAGAGCUCUCAUCCCCUCGUUUUCAAAGCCUGAAUCAGCAAUGGUUCCUCUGAUUCUGAGGUCCUGUUUAGCACAUGUCACAUAUUUGGGAACAGACCCAUAACAUUAGUUAAAGCACCUUUUUUUUUGCCAGUAUAUUGAUAGUGCUUUUGUAUGAACAAAAUGUCUUGAACCUGUUCUAAAGGGUGUUGUAGACCAAGCCUGUGUUACUGAGCUCUCGCUGUGUCAGCGGCCUCCUGUUCUGACUAUAUUACAACUGCUGGGACCUUCAUGGACCGGUCAGUAUAUGAUUAAACCAGAAUGCAGUACAAUGCAGAUGUCAUUUGUGAUUAUGUUUGUUUAGACUUUCCCUUUCACUAUUGAUGUGCAGAAUAUGUGAACAUGUAAGGAUUUGAAACAAGUUCUCAAUAAAAAUAUUAUUUGGGAAAA